Halichondria panicea is the source of this 1049-nucleotide messenger RNA. Its product is annotated as 2'-5'-oligoadenylate synthase-like protein 2. Gene Ontology annotation, molecular function: 2'-5'-oligoadenylate synthetase activity; double-stranded RNA binding. NCBI's taxonomy places the organism in Eukaryota, Metazoa, Porifera, Demospongiae, Suberitida, Halichondriidae. The coding region runs from base 107 to 877 and encodes 256 amino acids. Gene Ontology annotation, biological process: regulation of ribonuclease activity. The record is from RefSeq and is a predicted model, not a curated record. Gene Ontology annotation, cellular component: cytosol; nucleoplasm; membrane. The transcript has 7 exons.
UCUAAAAUUAGGUACUACCCCCUAACUGCAUGGCCUCAACAGUUUGUAUUUUAUAAAGACUUGGAGCCUGCAUACAUAGAUCUUUCUAUAUCAUAGCAUAUCUGAAAUGGCUCAUAAAGUGACUAAAGUACUCACUAUAGAGGAAGCAAAAGUUAAAGUAGACAAACUUGUCACUGAAUUCCAGCAUGGAGAUAUCGGCCUAACUGUGAAUGAGGUGAUCAAGGCUGGCUCUCUGGGACAUGGCACUGCAGUUCCAGGAAAGUUUGACUUGGACUUAGUCAUCUACUCUUCAGUGAAUUUCUACUACUAUGGAAUUGAAGUGGAUCUGCUGGUUAGCCCAAACUGGCCAAAUCUAGAUGCACUCUGGACGUUUCUCCAAGAUGUUGACCGAGAACACCUUUUCGAUUUCUCAGUGAAUGCCUCGAAGUGGCAGGUGCAAUUUUUCAGUGAGGUUCCAAGUCAGGCUAAAGAGUUUAUCAAGCGUGCUAAGGCUUGGAGGAACAAAACAUGGUCACACAGUAAUGUGGGAAAACCAACAUCUUAUCUCAUCUCUCUUCUCGUAUUGAAGGCAUACGAAAAUGCACGAGGGCGUGGUGUCAGCACAUCAAGCACCUCAUUAAUUGCUAGAGAGACAAAAGUUGAGCUAAAGAAGAUUGUUAGGGAUCACACAACUGUUAAUAUGCACUGGAAGAGGUACUACACUUAUAGUGUAUCUACUCUCUAUCCACGACUAUAUAUACCAAGUGAAAGAGAACCAAGAAUUCUCGAUCCGGCAAACCCUACGAACAACGUGUAUAAAACUGGAAUAAAUGGGAACUGGACACAGCUGGUCACUAACAUUGACACUAUCGAUCUCACAAAAGCUGUGGAAUAUUAAAGUCUUAAAUGAGCAUGCAUGUAUAGGUGUAAUACUGAUCAUUAGCUAAUGGUUAGCAGUUCAUGCAUGUAGUACUAGAAACUGGCAACUGAAAACUUUACUAGGAAUUAAUACUAUAAUGUUUGUCAUGUUCAUGAUGGUUAACCUCAAAACAAUUAAUAUUCUGAAGGAA